AUGGGAAAGAGUCAGAACACCCUGGACGGGCACGUAUCCGGACAGGCCAACAAGCCAUUGACCGCUCCUGCCCAUGCUCUCAAGUGGAAGGAUGUGGCCGAGCAAUUAAACGCCGAUAUCGACGACGGCUUGACCGAAAGUGAAGCCAAGACGAGAUUAGAAGAAUAUGGCAACAACGAGCUUGGAGAUGGCCAAAAGGUCAACCCAGGCAAGAUUCUAGUGCGGCAAAUAGCAAAUGCUAUGACCCUAGUGCUUGUUCUGGCCAUGGUCGUGUCUUUUGCAAUUCAGUCUUACAUUGAGGGAGGUGUCAUUUCAGGUGUCAUCUUCAUCAAUAUUGCAGUUGGCUUCUACCAGGAAUUUCAAGCGGAAAAGACUAUGGACUCUCUACGAUCGCUCAGCUCGCCCACUGCGCAGGCAGUACGGGACGGCGAGUCAAAAUCUCUUGCCACUGCUCACAUAGUUCCAGGAGACUUGGUCGAGCUCAAGACUGGCGACACCAUUCCUGCUGACGUUCGACUUAUCGAUGCCGUCAACUUCGAAACCGACGAGGCGCUGUUGACUGGAGAGUCACUGCCAGUGCGUAAGGCGGCCAACGAUGUUUUCGACGAUGCCACGGGACCUGGUGACCGCUUGAAUGUCGCCUACAGCUCCUCUACUGUCACGAAAGGCCGCGCGACCGGUAUCGUGUUCGCCACUGGCAUGUAUACUGAAAUCGGAUCCAUCGCCGCUGCUCUCAGGAAGAAGAACAGCAAAAUCAGGCCUGUCAAGCGCAACGAACAAGGCAAGGCUAAGCCACACCGAUACCUUCAGGCUGCGAUCCUCACCUGCACUGAUGCCAUUGGUCACUUCCUUGGUGUCAGUGUUGGAACUCCUCUGCAGAAGAAACUUUCGCGAUUAGCAGUGCUGCUUUUCUUCAUUGCUGUUAUCUGUGCAAUCGUCGUUCUUGGAGCCAACGACUUCAGCAACCAGAGAGAGAUCAUCAUCUACGCAGUUGCAACUGGUCUAUCUAUGAUUCCGGCCUCCUUAGUCGUGGUCUUGACUAUCACCAUGGCCGCCGGUACCAACCGCAUGGUCGAACGUAAUGUCAUUGUUCGCAACCUGAGAUCGCUCGAAGCACUUGGAGCUGUCACUGACAUCUGCUCCGACAAGACCGGAACUCUGACCCAAGGCAAGAUGGUUGCCAAGAAGGCAUGGAUUCCAGCUAAAGGUACAUACACGAUCGAAGAGACCGACGAACCAUUCAACCCAACGAAAGGCGCCAUUUCAUUCAUCGAAAAGGAGCCAUCAAAGGUCGAGCUCAAAGACAAGGACAAGCAAUGCAGCUACGCCGAGCUUGUGAACAACAACGACGCCCUGAAGGAUUACCUUCGUGCCGCAUCUCUUGCAAACCUGGCCACUGUCCACCAGACCGAUGCUGGUCACUGGAAUGCUCGAGGAGACCCCACCGAGAUCGCUAUUCAGGUGUUCGCUUCCCGCUUCCAAUGGAACCGACGUGCUUCUGUUUCCGGUGACAACCCAGCCAUGAAGCUUCUCGUCGAGUUCCCAUUCGACUCUGACAUCAAAAAGAUGAGUGUUAUUUACCAGGAUCUCCAGAGCAAGAAGAUGAUUGCAUACACCAAGGGAGCUGUCGAGCGUGUCAUUGCCUCGUGCACAUCGUAUUUCGCCGAGAACGACAAAGACGCUGUCGAAAUGACGGAGGAAUACCGUGAGCAGAUUCUCGAGAACAUGGAAGCCUUGGCCAAGCAUGGACUUCGUGUGCUCGCGCUCGCCAGCAGAGAUUAUGACGAAGAGUAUCAUGAUGGCAAGGAAAUUGAUCGUGCGAGUGUUGAGAAGGACCUCAUCUUCCGCGGACUCAUCGGCCUGUACGACCCGCCACGUCCCGAAUCUGCGCCUUCCGUCCGCCGCUGCCACGAAGCUGGUAUCGAGGUUCACAUGCUUACGGGUGAUCAUCCUGGCACUGCCAGAGCCAUUGCAGGCCAAGUUGGUAUUCUGCCGUCCAAGAUGUACGAGCUCAGCAAGGACGUCACCGACGCAAUGGUCAUGACCGCUGCCCAAUUCGAUGCUCUCAGCGACGACGAAAUCGACGAACUUCCCGUCCUCCCUCUGGUCAUCGCUCGCUGUGCCCCACAAACCAAAGUCCGCAUGAUCGAAGCUCUCCACCGACGCAAGAAGUUCUGCGCCAUGACCGGUGAUGGAGUCAAUGAUUCGCCAUCUCUCAAGCGCGCUGACGUCGGUAUCGCUAUGGGUCAAGCGGGCUCAGACGUAGCAAAAGACGCAUCGGACAUCAUCUUGACGGACGACAAUUUCGCCUCGAUCCUGGCAGCCAUCGAAGAAGGCCGGCGAACUUUCGACAACAUCCAGAAAUUCGUGCUCCACCUGCUCGCCCAAAACGUCUCGCAAGCCCUCGUCCUCCUCAUCGGUCUCGUCUUCAAAGACGGCGAAAAUUACUCCGUCUUCCCCAUCUCGCCCAUCGAAAUUCUGUGGAUCAUCAUGAUCACCUCCGGUAUCCCCGACAUGGGUCUAGGGUUCCAAGAAAAAGCUCCAGACGUCCUCUCCCGUCCACCAGUCAGCCUGAAACGCGGAAUUUUCAGCUUGGAGCUCAUGAUCGAUAUGAUCGUGCUAGGGAUCUGGAUCGCAGCGCUCUGUCUGACAGCUUUCGUCCUCGUGCUAUAUCCGUGGGGUGGAGGAGACAUCGGAUACCGCUGCAACGACUCGAUCGGUGACGGAUGCGACACCAUUUUCCGAGCUCGAGCCACAUGCUUCGCUUGCUUGACCUGGUUUUCCUUAUUCUUGGCAUGGGAAGUGAUCGAUAUGCGACGCUCGUUCUUCCGCAUGCAACCCAACUCCGACCGAUACUUCACGCAAUGGAUGUACGAUGUCUGGAGGAAUCAGUUCCUUUUCUGGGCCGUCAUCGCAGGCUUCGUGCUCAUCUUCCCCAUCAUAUAUAUCCCAGUCAUCAACAGGAAUGUCUUCAGACACACCAACAUUUCGUGGGAGUGGGGCAUUGUGUUUGUGGCUGCUGCGCUGUUCUUUGCUGGUGUCGAGGGUUGGAAGUGGGCCAAGAGAAUCUACUUCCGACGGCGCGCGAAGAAGGAUAGUGCUGCGGUCGAGGAUUUGGAGACUAGGGUAUUUGAGAGAUACCUGACGCAGUCGAGCAUGGACGUUAAUGAGAAGAAAGUAUAGAAGAUGGCUGGAUGGCUUUAUACGUUAGCAAUGGCGAUUUGGAAUGAUUCAUUGGGAGGUAGCGCUGCUGCUUGCAACGGCUGUUAUAUACCAGGGUAACGGCGUUCAGAGUCAUCAUGAUGGCAUGCUAGUUUCAGGCGUCAAGGCCUGCGAAAAUAGAGAUUUUGGCAAAAUGUAGUAGAAGAGCUUCAAAUUGAUUGUCCCGUCCAAGGGUAAUUUC
Messenger RNA from Pseudocercospora fijiensis CIRAD86, 3403 nucleotides. RefSeq lists its product as uncharacterized. The record is from RefSeq and is a predicted model, not a curated record. Gene Ontology annotation, cellular component: plasma membrane. Gene Ontology annotation, molecular function: ATP hydrolysis activity; ATP binding; P-type calcium transporter activity. The transcript has a single exon. Bases 1 to 3183 code for a protein of 1060 amino acids. Gene Ontology annotation, biological process: calcium ion transmembrane transport; intracellular calcium ion homeostasis. NCBI's taxonomy places the organism in Eukaryota, Fungi, Ascomycota, Dothideomycetes, Mycosphaerellales, Mycosphaerellaceae.